Molecule: messenger RNA, 838 nt
Organism: Python bivittatus (Burmese python)
Lineage: Eukaryota; Metazoa; Chordata; Lepidosauria; Squamata; Pythonidae
Source: RefSeq, a predicted model, not a curated record
AUGGCCGUGGAGGUGCAGCAUGAGCACAGUGAGGCUUGGGGCAGCUGCUGCGGGGGGAAGGGCUGUGCUUUUCUUACUUACUGCGCCCGAGAUUCUGCUAUCAAAGCUCAGACAGCCUUACAUGAACAGAAAACGCUGCCAGGGAUGGCCCGGCCGAUCCAGGUGAAGCCUGCAGACAGCGAGAGCCGUGGAGGAGAUAGGAAGCUCUUCGUGGGCAUGUUGAAUAAACAGCAGUCUGAAGAAGACAUUCUCUGCCUCUUUGAGCCUUUUGGGGUCAUCGAUGAAUGCACAGUGCUUAGAGGUCCAGAUGGCAACAGCAAAGGUUGUGCCUUUGUUAAAUUUUCCUCGCACAACGAGGCCCAAGCAGCGAUCCAUGCUCUCCACGGCAGCCAAACCAUGCCCGGUGCCUCUUCCAGCCUCGUGGUGAAAUUCGCCGACACGGACAAGGAGCGGACGCUGCGUCGCGUGCAGCAGAUGGUGGGGCAGCUUGGCAUCCUUACCCCCUCCUUCGCCUUGCCGUUCAGCCCGUACAGCGCAUAUGCUCAGGCGCUGAUGCAGCAGCAGACGGUCCUCUCGGCAUCCCACGGCAGCUUCCUCAGCCCCAGCCUCACCUUUUCACCAUGCCACAUCCAGCAAAUUGGCACCGUCAGCUUGAACGGCCUGCCGGCCACUCCGAUUGCUCCAACCUCAGGAUUACACUCACCUCCUCUGCUGGGCACAGCUGCUGUCCCCGGACUGGUCACUCCCCUCAGCAACAGCUUUGCAGGAAUGGUGGCCAUUCCGAGCGGCCAUCCGACCCUGGAGACGGUCUAUGCAAACGGGCUUGUCCCCUGCACAG